AUGGCCGGCCACGAGCAACUUGAGGUCCACAGCAAGUCGUACAUUGUACGCUGGCUCAAGGUUGAGGACGGCCAGAGCAUCGCGUGGACCGUUCAACCGCAUAAGAAGUCAAUCAACUUCGGCAUCGUCAAACAUCCCGGCACCGGCGCCACGAACAUUGUCCCAAGCCAGUCGGACGACCCCGCAACCCCCUCGGGCGUGACUUCGGGCGUCAACGACGCAAAACCAGCCCGUUUCGCCAAGAAAGAUACGAUCACCGCCCAAGACCAGCUCGCCAGCAAGGGGUUCAUUCCCAUCGAGUGGCAGGGGCGAUGCGAGGCCGAAACCCAAACGACGGGCACGCACGACGUUCUGAAGGGCCAGGCCGGCAUGUACGGCCUGGUGUUUGACAAUACCUUUUCAAAGCAGACCUCCAAGACCGUCACCCUCUCCCUCCGCACAUACCCCAUCGGCUCGCCGCCCCCGACGGCGCAAAAUGUCCCGAAUCUUUCCCUCGGCAACCCUGCAAAGAGUGGCAGCAAGACAAGCUUGGGCAAGCACGGCAGUCCUCACAUGAACGCUGUGGCCUCAGACUCCCAGGACAGUCUUCAUAGCCAUGUGCUGGGUGGUAGACCUACGUCAGUGUCGGGCCGAAGUGACGGCGCGGCCAACUAUCACGUUGGGAACUUGCUCAAGAGGAGGAGAAAGAAAGGACAGGGCUACGCACGUCGCUUUUUCUCGCUCGACUACUCGUCGUGUACGCUAUCGUACUUUUACAACCGCAACUCCUCGGCACUGCGGGGCGCCAUCCCGUUGAGCCUCGCAGCCAUAGCUGCAGACGAGAGGCGCCGGGAGAUCAACAUUGAUUCGGGCGCUGAGAUCUGGCAUCUCAAAGCCUCCAAUGUCAAAGAGUUUGGCGAGUGGGCACGCGCCCUUGAAAAAGCAGUUCGCAUCGCUCGAGGUUUUGAACCGGCAGAGGGACAAACAUCAAAGGAGAGGGGCACCACCACGCCUCUGCGCAUUGCCACUGGACUCUCGAGGACAGCGACUCACAACCCCCUCGAGGAUCGGGAGUGGGAGCAGGUCGAGUCCUUGGUCAGCCGGACUGUGGGCACCAGAGAUGCGCUGCGCCGCCUUGUCAAGGACAUGUCUAAUACGCCACGGCCCGCUCACAGCAGCGGCAGCCAGUAUUUAUCACCCGGCGGUAGCUCAGUGCAUAGUGAGGAAAGGGAGGGCUAUUUCCCCUCUGAAAACCAGAAGAGGCCCUUCUGGAAGCGCAAGUCCAGCAUCGUCAGCCCACAAUCUUUCCAACCCAUGAUAUCGUCAUCCUUGGCGGUUCCGUCGCCGGGCUCUGCGAACCCCCGCCAGUCAACAAACGGAUCUAGUCAUGCGAGGAAGAAAUCGAGGGGUGUUGCGCAGGAGGAGAAGAGCAUGCAAGAUCACUGCGGUGCAUUGCUGAACGAUUUGGACUCGGUUGUGGCUGAAUUUACGUUAUUGAUCGCAAACAGCAAACGCCGGCGUUUGCCGGCGCCUCUCUCAGCUGCAGCCUCAAGGUUGAGCAUGGACACUACCUCAACCGAUGAGUUCUUUGAUGCUGAAGUGGGCGAGACUGGCUCUCAGAUUGUCCGCAUCGACAGGAGUGAGGAAGACGAUGCUGUGGAGUCUGAUGCCGACGAGGCCGAGCUGCACGACUCGUCGUCAGCAGCCUCAACCAUCGCUGACGAGGACACGGGCGGCUUAGAUGAGGAGAGUUGCUAUCCCUCCAAACCGAAAAGCCUCACCCCUCUUCCGGUAGACAUAUCGGUCGAGAGGCGCUCGAAGAUCCCGCCAGGCCUGGUUCAGCCCCCGAGUCUCAUAGGCAUCGUACGGAAGAACGUCGGCAAAGAUCUUAGCAACAUUAGUGCACCCGUCUCGGCAAACGAGCCGACCUCGAUGCUUCAGAGGAUUGCUGAGCAGCUCGAGUACUCGCAGCUUCUUGACGCGGCAGUGCAGCAGAAAACGGCCAAGGACCGCUUGCUGUACGUGACUGCGUUUGCAGUAUCGCAAAUCAGCAUCAACCGAUCGAAGGAGCGUGCUAUCCGAAAGCCGUUCAACCCUCUACUAGGCGAGACGUACGAGCUUCUACGCACCGAGCAAGAGGUGCCGGGCGGUUUCCGCCUCAUUGCGGAGAAGGUCAGUCACCGGCCCGUCAGGUUGGCGAUGCAAGCCGAUUCCUCCAACUGGUCUUUUAGCCAGUCACCAGCGCCUUCACAAAAGUUUUGGGGCAAGAGCGCAGAAAUCAUCACGGAGGGUCGCGUGCGAAUUGCGCUGCGGUUGAUGGACGGUACGGACGAACUUUAUUCGUGGACGCACGCAGCCAUGUUCCUACGUAACGUUGUUAUGGGCGAAAAGUAUGUCGAGCCCGUGGGCACGAUGCAUGUCAACAACGACACUACGGGGGCCAAGGCAGUAGUCGAGUUUCGCAGCAAGGGCGGCAUGUUCGGCGGCCGCGGUGAGGACGUAGUUGUCGAGACUUAUACCUCGGACGGCAGCAACUCGGGAAGUGGGUUGAUUGGUACUUGGAUAACCGGACUCCGUCGAACAGAAAACGGCAAGGCUGUGGGAGACGAUGUUUGGAAGGUUGGCAAGUUGGUGGACAAUGCCGCCACAACGUAUGGUCUGACCCAGUUUGCCGCGCAACUCAAUGAGAUGACGGAAAUCGAGAAGGGUCGACUGCCGCCGACGGACAGUCGGCUACGGCCCGAUCAGAGGCAGGCAGAGCUGGGCGACCUCGACGCGGCGGAGGAGACCAAAGUGGUGCUGGAAGAGGAGCAACGUGCGCGGCGGAAGGACCUCGAGGAACGGGGCGAAGAACACAAGCCGAAGUGGUUCGUCAAGCUGGGCAAUGGACCAGAGGGCGAGGAGGUCUGGAAGAUCAAAACGGGCAAGGAUUCAUACUGGGAGGAACGCACACGAGGUACGUGGAACGGAGUGACAAACAUCUUCGCGGUGUAG
This is a messenger RNA of Verticillium nonalfalfae, 2973 nucleotides long. RefSeq lists its product as uncharacterized. Gene Ontology annotation, cellular component: plasma membrane; cytosol; intracellular membrane-bounded organelle. Gene Ontology annotation, molecular function: sterol binding. Lineage: Eukaryota; Fungi; Ascomycota; Sordariomycetes; Glomerellales; Plectosphaerellaceae. The transcript has 3 exons. The record is from RefSeq and is a predicted model, not a curated record. Gene Ontology annotation, biological process: endocytosis; maintenance of cell polarity; exocytosis. The coding region runs from base 1 to 2973 and encodes 990 amino acids.